Molecule: messenger RNA, 2232 nt
Organism: Nylanderia fulva
Lineage: Eukaryota; Metazoa; Arthropoda; Insecta; Hymenoptera; Formicidae
Source: RefSeq, a predicted model, not a curated record
UAUACAGUGUACAGCGUUUUCUUUUAUCAGAGCUUUUAGUUCAGUAUUAUUAGUAUUAUUUAGAGCAUAUUAUAUAUCCAUUAUGCCUAAAUAUACUAGGAAAAAUAAAACAAUCUUGGCAAAACGUUUGUCAAUGUCACAAAAAAUGCGUCGCUUGCGACAAGCGCGCGACAACAUUUUUGUGACAAUUCUUUCGUGAAUCAAGAAAGAAUUGAUGAAGACUCCGGAAAAGAAUCAUUGGAAUGUGGGUCGUAUUCAGAAAUUCCAGGUAAAUCACACCAAUUUUAUGCAUGCGAGAAUAACAGAAAUGUAGAUAACGACAUGUCGACAUCGUUAUCUUGUAUAGAAACAUUUUCUCAAUCAUCUGUCGAUGCAUGUGCAACACAGAAGUUUCAAUCAGAAAAAAAUAAUAUUUUAGAUGAUGAUGAUUCAUCUGUAGGAUUAUUAUCAGACGUUCGCGAAUUUUGUAAAAAUUUGACAUGUUUGUCGAUGAACGAGCCGCACGCAUAUACAGAUGAGAGAAAUGUGAUGACAGAUAAUGAUGCGUUCACACCGCAGUCGUUAAAUACAUUUUUAGAAAAUUCUGCAGAUGCAUGCACGGAAUGGGAAAAUACAAUGCAAAGCAAUAUCGAAGAUAUCAAAGAUGUCGAAAAUGUUAAAGACGUCAAAAAUAUCGAAAACGUAGAAACCGUUGAAAAUGUUGAAGACGUUGAAAAUGUUGAAGACGUCGAAGAUAUCGAAAAUAUUGUUUUGCAUACAGAUGAGAAUAUCGACGCAUAUCGUUUACAUUCUGAAGAGAUUAGUGGACGACGUAUCGUCAAUGUUGGACAUUUUUUUGCUGAAUUGCAGAGACUGUCCACUCAUUGGAUCGGCGAAUGUCGUUUUACUGAUCUUGUAUUGAGUGAAAAGAAGCGUGACGGUCUAAAAACCCAAUUUUCUGUCAAAUGUCGAAUGUGUCACACCACAGGUGACUUUUGUAGUGAACCGACAGAUGAGAGAAUAUUGGAUGUCAAUAGUGGUAUCGUUUCCGGUACUAUAUUGACAGGGACUGGUCAUAAGCAGCUUGAAGAACUUCUUUCAGCUGCAGAUAUUCCAUGCAUGCGUAAUAAAACAUAUAUAAAGUAUCAUAAUAAAAUGUCGGAAGCCUUCGCCGCCGCCGCGGAAAAAGAAAUGCGUGUAGCUGGCGAAGAGGAAAAACGUUUAGCAAUAGAAAGAGGAGAUGUCAUAGACGGCAUUCCGCAUAUACCCGUGAUAACAGACGGCUCGUGGAUGAAGAGAUCCUACCGUACUGGUAGUUACGAUUCUCCAUCCGGAGCAGCUAUUAUUACGGGAUAUUAUUCAAAAAAAGUAUUAUUUGUUGCUGUCCGAAAUAAAUAUUGUAUUGUUUGUGCGAGAGCAGCGAAAAUUAAUACAGUAGCAAAAAAGCAUGUAUGUUACAAAAAUUGGGGGAGCAAUCAGAGCUCCACCAGUAUGGAAAGUGAUAUAAUCCUUGAAGGCUUCCGACUAAGUUUAGAAAUGCAUGGCCUUAUUUAUAAUAAAUAUAUCGGUGACGGUGAUAGUAACGUAUUAAAAAAAUUGAGAGAUUUUCCACCGUAUCCAAAUAUUGUUGUGCAGAAGAUUGAAUGCACGAAUCAUCUCCGCAAUCUUUCUAAUAAAAUACGUGAGGCAAGUAGUACCGGUAGUAGAAAUAUUUCAAAAUUGAAAAAGGUCGUUGAGCACAGCGUUAUGAAAAUUCGAAACGCUGUGGUUAAGGCUGUCACCUUUCGCCGCAAUCGUGAAGUUAGUUGGCAAAUAAAAAUUUCAGAAUUAAUCAAAGAUUUAAAUAAUAUACCUAGCCAUGUAUUUGGUGAACAUAAAGAUUGUGCUUUGCUUCAAUAUUUCUGUAAUGGACAACAGAAAGAAGGCGAAAAAAAUCUUGUGCCCCAAUUACAACGUGCAGGAUUAUUACAAAAAGUACAAAAUGCUAUGAAACGCGUAAUAGAAAAUGCCGAUAGCUUACUUUAUCAAUUUACUAGUAAUUCUGUUGAAAGUUGUAAUGCAAUUAUUAGUAAAUUUAUUGGUGGCAAGCGCGUUCAUUUUGCCAUGAAAGGUUCUUACCAGACACGCGUUAAAGCAUCAGUAGUGCAACAUAAUACUUCGCGAGCCUUGAGUUCUGUUUGUCGUGUAAUGAAAAACCACCUACACAAACAGAUAUCAUUGAAACUAGAAAUAUAAAAAAAAAUGCCAACCAGC